Molecule: messenger RNA, 1329 nt
Organism: Sphenostylis stenocarpa
Lineage: Eukaryota; Viridiplantae; Streptophyta; Magnoliopsida; Fabales; Fabaceae
Source: the annotation of a GenBank genome assembly
AUGGAACCCAAUGCACUAGGUUGUGGUAUAUUUCCUAACAUAGGUAGUGGUUUGCUAGGAGUAGAAAACCUUCAAAACCAGCAAAACCCUCCUCACCCUUUGCACCACCCCCAAAUGGUUUCCUAUGCCUCUCAACAUGACACUGACACACAUCAACAACACCCACCACAAUCAAUCAAACACGGCUACAACUAUUCAGCCACGAAAACCAACAAGUUACAAAUCACACUCAGUGAUGAAGAUGAGCCCGGGUUCACAGCAGAAGACUCUGGCGACCCCAAGAGAAAAUUGUCACCAUGGCAUAGAAUGAAGUGGACUGACACCAUGGUAAGGCUCUUAAUAAUGGCUGUUUAUUACAUUGGAGAUGAGGCUGGUUCAGAAGGCUCUGAUCCCACUAAGAAGAAAGCCACGGGGUUGCUGCAAAAGAAAGGGAAAUGGAAAUCAGUGUCAAGGGGCAUGAUGGAAAAGGGGUACUAUGUGUCUCCCCAACAGUGUGAAGACAAGUUCAAUGACUUGAACAAGAGGUACAAGAGGGUCAACGACAUUCUAGGCAAGGGCACAGCUUGUCGGGUGGUGGAGAACCAAAGCUUGUUGGACACCAUGGAUAUGCCUCAAAAGAUGAAGGAGGAAGUUCGAAAACUGCUCAACUCCAAGCACUUGUUCUUCAGAGAAAUGUGUGCUUACCACAACAGUUGUGGGCACAACAACAACUGUGGCACUUCCAACGGGCAACAAUCAACUGAGGCUCAACCACAACAUCAACAACAGCAGCAGUGUUUGCAUUCAUCAGAGAACGGGGUGGGGAGUUUGACAAUGUUGAAAGAGGAUGAGGAUGAGGAUAUUGAGGACGAGGAUUCGGAGGAUUUUUCUGAUGAGGAGGAAGAGGAAUCUGGAGAAGGAGCAUCAAGGGGUAUGGAGGAGGAUGAGAAUGACGCAAUGAGGAAGAGAGCAAGGAAAGGAGCGUUUGGUGUGUUGUCAUCAUCACCAUCAUCAUAUCAGGUGAUGAUGCAGCAAUUGAAUGUCGAAGUGAGUGGUGUGCUGCAAGAUUUUGGGAAGAGUGCAUGGGAGAAAAAGCAGUGGAUGAAGAAGAGGGCAGUGCAGUUGGAGGAGCAGCAGGUGAGUUAUCAAAUGCAGGCAUUUGAGUUGGAAAAGCAACGGUUGAAGUGGGCAAGGUUUAGCAGCAAGAAGGAGAGGGAAAUGGAGAGAGAUAAGCUUCAAAAUGAACGGAGGAGGCUGGAAAUAGAGAGAAUGGUCUUGCUACUACGCCAGAAGGAGCUUGAAUUGAUUACUAUUCAGAAGCAGCAGCAACAGCAACAUUCUUCUACAUAG